Pyricularia pennisetigena is the source of this 921-nucleotide messenger RNA. RefSeq lists its product as uncharacterized. The transcript has 2 exons. The record is from RefSeq and is a predicted model, not a curated record. The coding region runs from base 1 to 921 and encodes 306 amino acids. Lineage: Eukaryota; Fungi; Ascomycota; Sordariomycetes; Magnaporthales; Pyriculariaceae.
AUGCAGCCAGUGGCUCCUCCCACUUCAAGCAUGGUGGUGCUGUUGCUUUCCCUGACGCUGCUAGCGUUUGCUGGUGCUGCACAAGCCACCGCCGAUAGCCUGCCAUCAUACCACUUUGGCGCGCCCAUCUCAGUGGAAUGCCUGAACAGAAGCUCAGAAACCGGGGAGCAUAUCGAGCUUCCAAACCACGAGCUCCAAUGGAUCCCCUUCCCAACCUGUAACGAAACGGGCAAGUCCCUCGAGUUCAACUAUGGCAUCGAGACGGAGCUCAACUGCACGAUUCCUAUGAUCACGGACCCAUUCUUCCACCUACUCGAGUUCUACAUUCAUUCGGACGCGCCUCUGUCGUGCCGCCUGCCGUCGAGACCGUGGCCGCACGUCGAGGCGGUGGGCGAAAAGCCCUUCAAGAUGGAGUACAUACCGCUUGUCUUCGCGCUGGCUGGCACGCUCCAGCUGUCGCACCUGCACAUCAGCACGCACCUCAACGUCCUGCUGCACAGCACGCCCAAGCACCACAUCCACCCGCACGACAGCGGCGUGCUGGAUUCGGGCGCCGCGUACAGCACCUCGCCGCUCAGCCACAUUACGGGCCCGGCCGCUCAGACAAGGCGGCUCGUUAUUGGCGACCCGCUGCCGCUUAGCUUCAGCGUGAGGUGGUUUCCCACCCCGGCCCUACCAAAGACGGAGGGCCAUGUCGAAUGGCAGGGCAUGGGAGGGCACGUCUACGCCAGCACCGUGUUUUAUGCCAUAUCUGCGUUCCUGGCGGGAAUGACAUGCUCCUGUGUCUAUUUCUGGGGCUAUGUGCUGCCUAGAAGGCUCCGUGGCAGGGCGCUGGGUGGAGCUACGCCAUUGGGGCAUGGACUGAGCAAUGGUGUUGGGAACGGCUGGGGUAUGGCUCCAAUCAAGAGGGCAAUAGACUAA